UUAAUUCCCUGAAUGGCCUGUGGCGUUUGAAGUGAAAGGCUUCACGGUGCAUUUUCCCUCCCCUUAAGAGACGCGCCGCUGUAAGGCGAAGUGCAGCGAAGCAAGAGCGUCAGGCGUGAUCUGGGGGCAGUUGGGGAAUUUAUCAAUCCCGUUCUGUGAGUGGGAUGGUGCCGUCACGCGUCACGUUUCUCAGAGAGCUCGUCUCCUCCGUCAGCAGCCGCCCCAUGGGGUCCCCUUGGAUCCUGGGUGUAGCUGUCAUUCUCACCGUGUGCCUCAGUGUGUGCGGCCUGGAAAUUCCACUGGAGAUUGAACAGCCGCCCACCAUCACAAAGCAGGCGCCAAGCUCCCUCAUCGCCUUUCCACUUGAAGACAACUUCACCCUGCAGUGUGAGGCCAGAGGAAACCCCGCACCUGAAUACCAUUGGACAAAAAAUGGACAGAGUUUCAACCCACACCAGGAUCACCAGCUGAUGAAGGAGGGGAAUUCUGGGACCUUUGUCAUCCCCAAUGGCAGAAACAUCACUCAUUACGGAGGGAGAUAUCGCUGCCUUGCCUCAAACAAGCUUGGGAUGGCCGUAACCGAGGAGACAGACUUCAUAGUGCCCAAUGUUCCAAAAUUCCCCAAAGAAACCAUCAAACCCAUUGUGGUGGAUGAGGGCCAGCCCAUUGUCUUGGAAUGCAACCCCCCUACAGGAAUACCCCCCAGAGAUAUCUACUGGAUGACUGUAGAUCUGAAGUACAUUGAGCAGGAUGAGCGGGUGUCCGUCGGCCUGGACGGGAACCUUUACUUCUCCAACGCCGUGGAGAAGGACAGCCGCCAAGAUUAUUGCUGCUUUGCGUUCUUCCCCAACAUACGCACUAUAGUCCAGAAGACAGCCAUGACUGUGGUGGUCAUAAGCGCAAAGUCUACAAAUGACUCAGACAAGGCAGCGGCUGUCAGUAAUGCUACCCUACUGAGGAAACCCAGGCUGAUGUCUCCCCCUGGUGCUGAGACGGUGGUACGGCUGGCUGAUGGGGACGAUCUGCACCUAGAGUGCAUACCAGAGGGGCUUCCAACACCGGUGAUUCACUGGGCAAAAAUGGAAGAGACAUUGCCGGCCAAAGCUAACCUGCUGAACUACGGGAAGCGCCUCACGAUAUCCGGGGUGAGCGCAGAAGACGACGGGACGUACACGUGUGAGGCGGGGAACUCCGCAGGAAACACCGCCCAUGCCUUUCACGUGAUAGUGGAAGAGCCGCCCCGCUGGGUGCGGAAACCCGAAAAUGUGUUAGGUACGCCUGGGUCCGAUGUGCGGCUUUCAUGCUCCGCCACUGGCAAACCCCCGCCAACCAUCACCUGGAUGAUGAACGGACACGUCCUCGAAGAUCUUCCAGCGUCCCACAGACAGAUUCUGAAUGGCGAGUUGCUCUUGCGCCACGUCACACCACAGGACAGUGCCGUCUAUCAGUGCCAGGCUUCCAACAGGCACGGCACCAUCCUAGCCAACGCCAACGUCAUGGUCCUGAACCUCGCCCCCAUGAUCCUGACAGAAGACAAGCAAGAGUAUGGAGCUAUGAUGGGAGCAACAGUGUUUCUGCACUGCAGGACCUUCAGCUCACCACCUUCUGUAAUCUCCUGGACUAAAGACAAAGAAAGGAUUAAUUCUGUGGAGGGAGAGCGGUUCUCCAUUCAGAAAGAUGGAUCGUUGUGCAUCCAUUCUGUUCAGAAGACGGACUCUGGGAUGUACAGCUGCUUUGCCUCAAACGCUGAGGGGAGAGCCUCAAUCUCUGCUGCACUGCACAUAAAAGAUCCAACCAAAAUUAUGGAACCACCACAGGAUUUGCAAGUUCUUAAGGGGGCGACGGCAAACUUCACAUGCCAGGCGGAGUAUGACAAGUCUCUCAGGCGUGACUUUGAGAUACGCUGGGAGAAAGGAGGAACAUCCCUCAGUAUUACUGAGAAUCCUAGAUACAUUGUGGAGGGCGGAGUCCUUCAGAUUGUCAAUGUGAGUCACAGUGACCAUGGCUUUUAUGCAUGUGUGGCCCGGACUGGGCUGGACCAGGACCGGGCAGUGGCCCAGCUCACAGUACUGGAUGUCCCCGGUAGGCCGUUAGUCCUCAUUCUUGCGGAACACCAGAAUCGAAGUGUGAAGUUGUACUGGGUUCCUGGGGAUUCCCACAACAUCACUAUAACUGAUUUUAUCAUUGAGUAUGAGGAAAGCCAGUGGGAACCGGGCAGGUGGAAGGAGCUGAGCAGAGUGGCGGGGAACCACACCUCAGCCAGGCUGCAGCUGCACGGACACCUGGAUUACCGCUUCCGAGUGUCUGCUGUCAGCGGCGUCGGGAGGGGCCCGGCCAGCGAGCCCACCGAAAGAUACAUGACCCCCCCAUCAGCUCCAGACAAGAAUCCAAAAGCUAUAAAAAGUGAAGGCAAUUCGCCACAAGAAAUGAGUAUUCAUUGGGAGCCAUUAUUACCAAUAGAAUAUAAUGGGCCUGGUCUGGAGUAUAAGGUCAGCUACAGACGACGGGGUGUAGAGAAGCAUUGGCAAGAGCACAUGGUGAAGAGGAAUCAUAUCAUUGUGAGGAACACCCCAACGUUUGUGCCGUAUGAGGUCAAGGUCCAGGCCAGAAAUGUCCUUGGCUGGGCACCGGAGCCCGAAGUCUUUACGCUGUACUCAGGGGAGGACAUACCUACAGCAGCCCCAGAUGAUGUGGCCGUCGAGGUGAUGAAUAGCACCCUCAUCCGAGUCACCUGGGCACCAGUUCCCCAGCACCACCUGCGGGGGCAUCUGCGAGGCUAUUUGAUUCAGCUAAGAAGGCUGCUGGAUCUCCUGAAUAUGGACCACACCCUGAAAGACAAACAGUCCCUGACCGUAUACGGAGACCGCAACCAGACCCAGAUCCACGGCGUGGUCCCUUACUCUGAGUACAACCUAACAGUCAGCGUUUUCAACGGGCGAGGCAGCAGCCCUGGCAGUAAGCCUGUCACCUUCAGGACACCAGAGGGAGUUCCAGGAAAAAUAUCCAUACUGAAAGCAACGAAUGCCCAGUCAAACUCCAUCACACUGGUCUGGGUGCCCCCUCUGAAAGCCAACGGUAUUCUCACUGGCUAUCUUCUGCAGUACCAGAUAAGUGACAACGUCACGGGCCUGUUGAGCCCACGCUCUGUGAAUAUCAGCGGGCCGGACAGCGCCAAGUGGGUUGUGAGCGACCUGGAGGCGGUCAGCAAGUACAAGUUCUUCCUGAGUGCCUGCUCGCGGACAGGGUGUGGUCCGGCGAUCAGAGAAGACGGACAGACCAUCCCUGAAGCAAGUGCAUCAAGUGCCUCCAGGUCUGAGAUCACACACCAGCUGGUUAUCGGGAGCAUGUGUGCUGCUGUGAUCUUCACGUUCGUUGUUCUGAUUGCCUGCUUCAUCAAGAGGAAUAAAGCGGGAAAGUAUUCCGUUAAGGAGAAUGAGGAUCUCCGUUCAUACCAGCAGCCCCAGAAUAAGAACGGCUCUUACGGAUACAGUGACACAGAGAGAAGGGUCUGCCAGGACAGCUUGAGAUACAUCAACCAGAAUGGAAAAGCAAAUGUUAGCGCGGAGAGCCUGGAGGACUGCGGGGAGAGCCUGAUGGACUGCAGCGAGAGCCUGGACGACUGCGGGGAUGACGACGACCGUUUCGGGGAGGAUGGCUCCUUCAUUGGCGAGUACUCAAGCUGCAAAGACGUAAGAUUAGGUGGAGUUCGUGGAACAGCUCCAAACAGUUAAACAAGGGACGAUGCUACAGUGCAGUUUGUAAAGGGAAAAGCGGCAAGUGAAUUUGCGUGAAGUCCAGUUUUACACAGUACUACUGAGCACCUAUUAGCUGUACUGUCAUCUCAGUACUGUACGGCCUGCUGGUGCCUUGUAACGCACAGACACAAAACACAUCUCCUCAGCUCUUACAGUUUAGUACAGAAAAAACAGGUGUGAAACCAUGAGUUUUUUUUACCUUCUAUAACAGAAUACCGAUUGCAUUUUCACGUCACCUAGGUGGAAGGUGUGAAUUAUAUGCAGUUUAAACUGAUUGCAUAGGUUUCAGAACACUGAAUUGUGGCUUUUUUUCAUUUUAAGCACACAAACUUCUACUAUUCAAACUAUUAUUUUUGCAGUAAUGUUAAUAUAAUGUUAAUAUAAAAGAGAAUUGCACAAAAAAGUAUGAAUCAGACUCAUAACAACAAACAAAAUGUUAAAUGAACAGUAUAGUUGUAGUACUGAAAUACAUUUUAUAUAUUUUUUCCAAGAUAUAAACCCUUACCGAAAUAAAGAAAACAAAGAGAGAAGAUUUCAUUUAUUUUUAUAAUUUUUAAUUAAGUAGAAUUUUCCAAUUGCUUAAUAAUUUCCUCAAUUUCCUAAUUCUCAGGAACAUAAAUAUUAUUUAGGCUGUCAUUUUUGGAGGAUAUAAAAACUUUAAAUUCUCAUCAGUAUUUCUUCAUAUUUUAUUCACUGUAAAUUUAAUUUAUAUAUAAUUUGUCAUUGUAAUUUCUAAUUUUGGAUACAUUUAUUUCUUGGUUGAAAAGAGAAAAAUGUGGAAUUAAACAAUCUACUAUGUUAGUGACAAUAAAAAUUAAUUUCAAUUUAUGUUCACCAGUUUUAUACAAUAAAAAUGCACCUAAUAUAAAAUGUUAA
Molecule: messenger RNA, 4631 nt
Organism: Paramormyrops kingsleyae
Lineage: Eukaryota; Metazoa; Chordata; Actinopteri; Osteoglossiformes; Mormyridae
Gene: chl1a
Product: cell adhesion molecule L1-like a
Biological process (GO): brain development; cell-cell adhesion; axon guidance
Cellular component (GO): plasma membrane; axon
Molecular function (GO): cell-cell adhesion mediator activity
Source: RefSeq, a predicted model, not a curated record